Messenger RNA from Fraxinus pennsylvanica, 1914 nucleotides. NCBI's taxonomy places the organism in Eukaryota, Viridiplantae, Streptophyta, Magnoliopsida, Lamiales, Oleaceae. The record is from the annotation of a GenBank genome assembly.
AUGGCUGAUCAAAGUAUCCAGCACCAAGUACAAGACAAUAAAAAUGAAACAGAAGGAGAACAAGACUAUGGCAUUUUAUUGUACUACAAGUACACCAAAAUUCCCAACCUUCAAAACCUCUCCGAUUUCUAUCACUCCAAUUGCAGCUCUCUCUCCCUCCUAGGCCGCGUCCGCCUUUCCUCUCACGGCGUUAAUGCUACAGUUGGUGGGAAAUUGAAGGCAUUGAAGAAGCACAUUGAGGCACUGGAGUCCAAUUCAUUGUUUGAAGGGACAGAUUUCAAGCUCGCAGCAUGCCAUGAGCCGUUGAAUGAUCAAGUUGCUAAGGAAUGUGGAUUUACUUCUCUCUCUAUCCGGAUUGUAAAGGAAUUGGUAUCUUUAAGUUCUCACCCACUUUUGAAGUCUCCAGACAUUUCAAAUGCUGGAACGCAUCUAAGUGCAGCUGAUUUCCACUCCGUGCUUCAGAAUGCUGGAAACUUUCAAGAAAAAGAGAGUUUUGGUUCUGAUAAAAAACUAGUACUGGUAGAUGCAAGGAAUUUGUACGAGACAAGAAUCGGAAAAUUCCACACUCCAAAUGUGGAAACAUUGGAUCCAGAAAUCAGGCAGUAUAGUGAUCUGCCCUCUUGGAUAGAUGGCAACUCUGAGCGAUUGCGAGGAAAUAAUAUCCUCAUGUACUGUACUGGAGGAAUUAGAUGUGAGAUGGCAUCAGCCUAUAUCAGGUCCAAAGGAGCAGGUUUUGAAAAUGUGUUUCAGUUAUUUGGUGGGAUACAGAGAUAUUUGGAACAAUUUCCAGAUGGUGGCUUUUUCAAAGGAAAGAAUUUUGUUUUUGACCAUCGGGUUUCAGUUGGGAGCUUAGAUACAGAUACAUUGGGAACUUGCCUUCUGUGUAGCACUUCAUUUGAUGAUUACUCUGCACGCAGCCGGUGCAGUUACUGUAGGAUGCUCGUGUUAAUCUGUGACAGUUGCCGAGAACAAGAAUCUUCGUAUGUUUGUGAACUGUGUCAGAAAAAUGGCAAGCUAGUUGCAUCUAUUUCCACAACUGAAGAUGGUAUGUCAGGAGACGUAUUAUCACCAGUAGCAAUCGAAGCUAAUCCUAACUUGGAUCAAAUCAGGCACUCACCUUCCAUGUCUUGCAGGAAUGACCAACAUGUUGCAAGUACUAAGCCAAUGAGAAAGCUGCGGAUUUUAUGCUUGCAUGGCUUCCGGCAGAAUGCUUCCAGUUUCAAAGGAAGAACAGCAUCAUUGGCAAAGAAACUCAAAAACAUUGCCGAGCUCGUUUUUGUUGAUGCACCGCAUGAAUUACCUUUCAUUUACCAACAUUCUCCGCCUGAUCAAAAUUGUGAAUCAGUUCGAUCAGAGGGAAGUCCACCUUUCAUUAAUUGCAACAGAAAGUUUGCUUGGCUGGUUGCAGCUGAUUAUAAUGGAAAGAGUGAUGCUGAAUGGAAGAUGGCAAAAGUUCCAUUUGACACUUUGCAAUAUCAGAAGCAAACUGAGGGCUUCGACCAAUCGCUUCAAUAUCUAAAGACUAUAUUUUUGCAAGCAGGGCCAUUUGAUGGGAUACUGGGAUUCUCACAAGGGGCUGCAAUGGCUGCUUUAGUUUGUGCAAAACAAGGGAAGCUAAAGGGUGAGAUUGACUUCAAAUUUGUGAUUUUAUGCUCUGGAUUUGCUGUUAAUAUGUCAGAGUACUCCGAGGGAUCAAUCGAUUGCCCCUCGCUUCAUAUUUUUGGCAACAACGAGGGUAAUGAUAGACAGAUAGAAAGCCUGGCCAGCAGACACCUCGCGUCCUUCUUUAAAUGUGGCUGCUCGGACCGCUCGGUGAUUAUUGAACACGACCUUGGUCAUAUAAUCCCCACACGAUCUCCACAUAUCGAUAAGAUGAAAGAUUUUCUUCGACAAUUUCUCCAGUUCAACUCUUGA